Messenger RNA from Strongylus vulgaris, 267 nucleotides. Lineage: Eukaryota; Metazoa; Nematoda; Chromadorea; Rhabditida; Strongylidae. The record is from the annotation of a GenBank genome assembly.
AUGUCACAACAAUGUGGUCCCUUUUUGAAAGGGGAUUUUGCUAUGCGGGCAGUAAGGUACAUUGCGGCAGCCCCAAAAAGUCAAAAGGAAGAAGUUAAAUUUAACACUCUUACUUUACUGCGAGAGAGAUCUCUUAAAGAAAUAAUUCUCUACUGGUCGGAUCGGCACGACACUCCGAACCUCAGUUCAUCAAAACGAUCACAAUUAGCACGUCAGGCUCCAACAUUCACACACACCGUACCAGAACUCUCCAUUUCCUCCUCUUGA